Molecule: messenger RNA, 1510 nt
Organism: Brassica oleracea var. oleracea
Lineage: Eukaryota; Viridiplantae; Streptophyta; Magnoliopsida; Brassicales; Brassicaceae
Exons: 7
Coding region: 109-1305 (398 amino acids)
Source: RefSeq, a predicted model, not a curated record
AUAAUUUAUAUAAUACAUGAGCAAUUUACUCCUAUAAAUUCCAAUGGUCGUUGAUAGAAAAUUUUAAACAUUACCAAAGAGUAUUUCUAAGGAUUGCAAUUAACCAUAAUGGGAAUGGCUGGUUUCACAGUAGCACUGAUGAUGAUAGGAAUGAUAAUAUCUCCUUGUGUCUAUGGAAAAGAGUUCUCCGAUCACCAGGAAAUCAAAGUAGAAAGACUUUUGAAGCGGCUCAACAAGCAUGCUCUUAUAUCCAUAAAGAGCGAAGAUGGUGAUAUAAUAGAUUGUGUUCCAAUACAUAGUCAACCAGCUUUUGAUCAUCCUCUGCUUAAAAACCACAUCAUCCAGAUGAAACCGAGCUUUAUACCCGAAAGUACGUCUACUUACACCAAGAAAAAGAUAAACGCUACUCAGGCGUGGCACAAGAAUGGAAGAUGCCCUAAAAAUACAGUUCCGAUAAGAAGAAUAAAGAAAGAAGAUAUCUUGCGAUCAAAAUCCAUCAAGAGUUAUGGGAAGAAGACGACUCCAAGCAGCCCUCAAGCUACUACGUUUGAUCCAAGUAAAGGCCAUGAGUACGCGGUCAUGAAUUCCAUGAACGGAACGUUUUUCGGGACACAAUUUUCAGUAAAUAUCUGGAAACCAGAAGUUCAAGUUGCCGAUGAGUUCAGCUUGGCCCAGACUUGGCUCGUGUCUGGAGUGGGCACUACUCGUAACACAAUUGAAGCUGGUUUGCAGGUUUAUCCAAGAAUAUAUGGUGAUAAUAAUCUAAGACUAUUUGUUUACUGGACAGCCGAUGGAUACCAAAGUACAGGGUGCUACAACAACGCAUGCUCAGGUUUCGUUCAAAGGAGCAAUCUUAUCACUGUAGGUGGAACCUACACCACCGUCUCAGAAUAUGACGGAGAUCAAUACGACCUCUCCAUGCUUAUAUGGAAGGAUGGCGAAAACUGGUGGCUAAAGGUCGGUGAAGAGCUUGUGGGGUACUGGCCUGGCAAGUUAUUCAAUUCUCUAGGAGAUGGAGCUACCAUAGUUCAAUGGGGAGGUGAAAUCGUUAACUUGGAGACUGGUGGGAAACACACGACCACGGACAUGGGAAGUGGGCAUUUUGCAGAUGAAGGUUUUAAGAAAUCGAGCUAUUUCAGGAAUCUUAUGACAAUCGAUGAAACCAAUACUCUGAUAGAACCACAAGGCGUUUACCCCACGACUGGUCAUGAUAACUGUUACAACAUUAAAGCAGGGGAUGCUGGAAGUUCCUGGGGGGUUAAUUUCUUCUACGGUGGCCCUGGCCAGAACGAGAGAUGCCCUUGAUUUGGAUCUGUGUGCUCAAAGAUUUUGAGUAUUUUACAUGCAUGUCUGCAUGUAUCUGACUAUGAACGUGUGAGUAAGAAAAAUAACGUCAUGGAAGUUAAUUUUAUCUGUGUCUUUGGAUAAUAUGUGUGUACAAGCUUUUCGAAUUUCGCGUGUCUUUAAUUUGAAUAACAAUAAUAAUAUGUUUGAUAAGAUCUUCAGUUUA